This is a messenger RNA of Pelobates cultripes (western spadefoot toad), 23687 nucleotides long. NCBI's taxonomy places the organism in Eukaryota, Metazoa, Chordata, Amphibia, Anura, Pelobatidae. The record is from the annotation of a GenBank genome assembly.
AUUAUAAAAGCUCUGCGCUAAGUUCACGUUCAAUGCAGAACACGUGGGUGUUGCUAUCUGUGUGCUGGGAAUCACAGGCAGCCGUCCUGCUCCAGGUAAGGCUGAGUGCAGGUCCCAUGUGACAGGUCCUAUGGUACACAGGGUGGAAGUCACUAUACCCCCAGAUCUAGAAUAAAUAUUAUAUAUAAUAUCCAGUGGGUACAACUUGCAGAAAUAUAUAUAUAUAUAUAUAUAGGCAUAUCUUGUAAUUUUAUUAAUUAUAAUAGUAUAUUUCUUGUAAUAUUAAUAAUAUAUACAUUAUUUUUGUAAUAUUAAUUUUAGGGAGUCCCACCCAGCUCAGGUCAGUGCUUACACCUAAUGUGUAUAUGUGUGAGGUUCCUGUUCUGUACACUUGGUUAAGCAGCACUCACUAUGAUUUUUGAGUUGUUUUAAGGGAACACGUGGUGUGUUUUGCUGCUCUGGGAUCACACCAGGAUGCAGCCAGUUAGGUUUAUAGUUUAUUGUAUCUCAAUAAUCACUGCCUACUUUGUAUGUGGGAGUUACAUAGAAUUCUCCAAAAAGCAUUUCCUGAAUUUAUACUGCUGCAGAGUUCUGUGAGAGGCAGGCUACUUGUGAAGUUAAGUAGGUCCCUUUUUUAUUUUUUGUGCUUUUAGAGCGGUUUAUAAAAUAUGCAAUUUACAUAACUCACCUAAUGCAUGUAUCCUUUUAAUGCAGACCUGCCUUGGUUAUUUUUUCAUAUCUCUUCUGUUAAAUGGGAGAAAUCACUAUUUAUUUCUGUUCUAGGUAUUCUAACAAGGGCAACCUCCUUCAUCUAAGGUAAUUCUAUUUUAUAUUUGUGAUGAUGCUCCUGUUUGCAGUUUUUAAGUGGCUGUUUUAAUGUAUUAUGAGCCAUAAAUCCUUUCUGGCUCAUUCUUGUAUUUUAGGACUAAAUUUUUUUUUAAUUUUUUUUUUUUUUUUGUGUAAAAAUGAAUAAAACGUGGUUAUGUUGAAAUUGGCACAUCACAAUUUUCUGGCAGCCUGUAUGUGUGAAGUCUAACUAUAAAAGUCCUUUUUUACAGACUAUCUGUAUUAAAUAUGGGCGUUGGUAAUUUUUAUUUAUUUUUGAGCCUUUGUAUGCAUUGCAGCUAUUUCUCUAGAAGUUUAGUUAAUGGUGUCUAGCAGGGGCAUUUGGCUAUUGGUACUAGUUAUAAUGCAAUAUAUUUACUACUGUAUCUGGACUUUAGGCUGUCUGAAGAAUUCUGUUUGAGCGUGAUGUACACCUCACUACUGUAGACUAAUAUAUAGUAUUGAGUGUCUGUUUUAAUGUAUAAUGCACACACUAAAGAAGGGGGAAUACUUCCUGCAGGGUGCUCCAGAAAGAGAGGGUUAAUACCUGAAAACAUCAAAUGGAAGAAAAUACCCAGGCACACAUGAGGUUUCUCCUAAUAGCCAGACUUCAGUUAUUUAUUUUUAUAAAAUUAAAGUGUGUGUGUGUGUGGACCAUAUUUAACCCCUUAAGGACACAUGACAUGUGUGAAGUUUGGUCCUUAAGGUUAAAAGAGAAACUACCACAAGAGGACAUAGUCUUAAAUUAGAGGGGCAAAGGUUUAAAAAUACUUUUUUGUUUGCAAACUAUAUCUCAAAUCUAAUGUGCAGUUUUUAGCAGUAGACAAAUCCUAAACAGGAACCAAGGAAUUCACCAAAGCUACUUCAAAACUUUUGGACAAAUGAACUUGCUAAUGACCAAUUUGCCAUCUUGUAGCUACAGCAUAUGUUGCCUCUGUACAGUAGGUAAAUGGCCCAAAAUAAAAACGCAAGCAACUUGGGCACUCGUGGACAUUCUACAAGUACCAAAAAGUGUAAUUGAAAGGAGUUUAAAUUAAACGGCUGCAACAAACUGUAAGAAGAUGCCUAUAUCUGGUACACGAUUACCAAAACUUAGUAGUGUGAAUGUGUAUUUAACCAACGAACGCUGAAUGACUUAAAAAAAUCAAUCUUUUUUUUUUUUUAAUAUCUGGUGACGUAAAAGAAAUACAAAAUAUAUAUUACGUGGUGCAUUCCAAAUGAAAGGGACAGUGUUUUUUUUAAAAUUUUAGCAUUUUCAUGUAUCCGAUACAGAGACUUUAAAGGACCACUAUAGGCACCCAGACAACUUCCACUCAUUGAAGUGGUCUGGGUGCCAGGUCUCCCUAGUAUUACUACAGCAGUCUGGUGGAGAUGCAUGGGAACAGUACUUUCCAUGUAUUGGGAUGGAUCAGUACUCUGAAAGGAAGGUACCACUCCCUAUGUAGCUCAGCUGGAGGUCUGUGUGAGUACAUUUGGGCAAUGUUUAAAGUCUCAACUGAAGGAGAUGAAGCCUGGGUUUGUCCUUGAUACGGUGAAUCCUAUUAUGACAUUCAGAUGAAAAACCGUUCAAGCAAGGUUAUUCGCUAAUCACCAUAUCGUCUGAAAGGACACAAUCCGGUAAAAUUAACUAAAUUCUGACCGCAUUGGCAUAUUUACAAAAGCCAAAUGCAGCCAAGAUUUGGUUUGUCCUACUGAAUACAUUAAAGUGUGUGUGGUUGGUUUUUUUUUUUUUUCAUUCCUAAUAAAAUUGCAGCACUGGAAUUGUAAAUUUAUCAGCUGGUUUGAAAAUUUGUUUUUAUUUUUUCUUGGGAGGAGGUGACUUACUAUGCUACUGAAAAUAGCCUCUGCCUCCAGAUGGCAGUCAGGGGGGCACGUGGAGGUUUACAACUUCCAUAGGAUUUUUAUAUCUUUUUCUAAUUUUUUUUUUUUAAUUUUGCACCUGGCUAGCAAGCACUGGUCAGCUGCCACAUAACGGUCAUACUGGAAAAUAUAUUCUUGUAAUUUUUUUUUUUUCUUUCUGGUUUUGUCUGUUAGUGCUGCCAGCGAGCAAAUUGUAUGUGACUUGACUCAUUUGGUCCUGAUUUUAACAGUCUAGCAGAGUUUGGUGUGGCUGAAAGGCAGACUCAACUCGGGUUAAUUGGAGAGCUUGGCUAUCAAAAUCGGGCAAACUGAAGAAUUCAAUGUCAUUGUCUGUUAAAACAAGCUGUUCUAACUUUUCAGUAUCACGUAACCCAUGUAACAUUCUACUUUUUUAAUUUAUUUUUUUAUUUUUUUUGUGCUUCACGAACAUCGAUCUUGGUGUAAUUUGCCGUCCGCUGCCUGAUUAGUCACUAAUUUAUUACAGCAAUGGGUGAGAAUGUCCUGGUAAUUGGCAGUGGUGCCCGGGAGCAUGCUCUAGCAUGGAAGUUGGCACAGUCCACUCGCGUGAAACAAGUGCUUGUUGCCCCAGGAAACGCAGGCACAGCUAACAGUGGAAAGAUCUCAAAUACAGGUUAGUGGUAACCAGUAUAUAGGUAUGUUUAGCCUGUGUAUAGGCAUUUUUAAGAUCACUCCAUGUUGAAACUUUCCCCCACCCAAUUAUAGAUGUACAGGAAAAGAAAACUGUAAACAAAGAACUGUCCCCUACCCAUGGUCUUUUAAUGGCAGAAAUGAAUUCUUUGUUUAAAUGAAGUUUGUGAAAAACAUUAGAAAAAGUGCCUCUACCUCUAGUAGGACCGGAUCUUUCAGCCAUAUACAUACACCUUGAAUCAGACCAUAGAGGUUUUCACGGUCUGAUCCAAGGUGCAAGUAUAUGGAUGAAGGAACCUGUCUUACUAAAGGUGUGAUGGACCGCCGUCACGAAGUACCAUGCCCACUGCUUACCUAUGUGUGGGUUUUUUUUUUUUUUUCUCCAUAUAUUUGUUAUAGUUCUUGUAUUUUGCCUGCUCCACGUUCGGGAGUUCAUACGAAUGGAAUCAGUUUGUCUUCUGAGCGGGCACCACCCCGAGUUCCCAUUUAGAACAUUCUAAAACCGCAAGGGAAAUCCAUUAACGAAUGCUCCCCUGGUUGGCUGCCGGUUCGUAUAUCCGAAUGCCAACCAGGGGAGGCGUUUGUAUCCCGAACUGACCUACCCGCAAAGUCUCAGGUCCCCUUGUAGGGGAUUGCCCCACCUGCUCAUAACGAAGCCAGUGUCACUACCCAGAAGCUGCAUGGCCAGGCUCGUAGCUGCCUAAGGGCGCUCUCUCUGGGGCUGCUUAAGUGGAGGUAGCCCCGGAGAGAGAAUCCCUGGAGAUGUGAGUCUGCUUCACGGACACAGGGGUCUCGCUGGCCACCUGGAAGUCUGUGCCAACCAAUAGUAAGAGCGCCCAUUCAAAAUGGGUUAGCGCCAUUCUCCUGAUUGCGGCAAAGCGCAGGCGACUAGAGGGAACGCCCUUUCAAACAGGCAUUUGCGCACUUUCUCCUGAUUGGGCAGCGAAACCCCUUUAUUCCUCCCUGAGCGCUGUUUGGCUCAAAUUGGUUUCAGCUGAUGAUUGGUUGGUGCUUGGUUUAGGCACGAAGUUUGAAUUUGCUGGACUAAACCAAGCAACCCCCUGGAACUACUUUUUGGGAUGUACAGAGCCUUGAGCCCAGACUUUGUUCGAGGGUUCUUGGGCUCUGUACAUCCUGCAGGGAUCCUAGUUGGGGACCCGGGGCUAUCCAGUGAUCUGUUUUAUGUGUGAAUCCUACCUAGGGUUCGCAGCUCUUAAGUCCCACCCGUGUGUGAAAUGUUUUAAUGUGGUGAACUUUGUGCUGUUUAUCUCCCAGGGUGGGAGAUGGCUAUCUGUAACCCAGCCUUCUCCUGCCUGGCACUAAGGGAAGUGUAUUGAACUGAAUGGAGACCUCCUGCGUUGGGCUGUGUUUCAAUAGAUUGUCAGUUGUACCUCCAGAAGUGGGUGGGGGUGAGAAAGGGUUAAUCCCUGGGCCAGCUGGUGGAAGAUGCAGUGGGAAAAGUCCUUGUAAGGACUGAAAGCUAGUUCCCCUAUUCCAGCUAGAAAGCAGUUCCUUUGUCGGAGGUACCCAGCUGGGGUACAGGGAAACUCCUUCACAAAAGGUAUACUUUAACACUCUUACUUUAAAUGAUUAAACUGUUAAUUCUUGGGUUAAACUGUUUGUAGUGUAGAUGGUACAAGUCUCUGCUGCCAUGCGGAGCCCUCGGACUGGUUGCUAGUGAUUUACUUUAGGUUUACCCUCUCACUAGUUUGCAAAAGAUACUUUUAGGGUAUGGUUGGUCCAUCGGUUACCCAAGCACCUAUGGUCCAUGCCUUUUUUACUUGACAAAAUUUUGUUGUGGAGUUCCCCACUCCAGCUGCAGUUCAGAUCCUCGGGAAGAAACUGGAGUGUUAAAACCUGGCUAGGGAAACUCCAUAGUGAGCAGGACAAAUGGUUGUAACCGUAGGAUUCCUUCCUACUCUAUGUUCAAUGUAAUGAAGGCCCCUUAAUAUUGUAUGUUGUAAAUCACAUGUUAACACAUUAAAAAUUCACGUGUCACAGUUCAGCAAAGCUUGAAGCCUCUUGUUUGAAUGAGACCCACGCCCGGUUUACAUGUAUAGCAGGACUUUUCAUGUGUUAAAACAAAAAAAAAUACUUUAUUUGUCCCUCCUAGAAAAGACAGACCUUGAUUCAUUGCUCAAUUAUUGACUUCAAAUUACUCCGUGUAUGUAUGUAUUAAUCAAAUGCUUUAUUUAUAGUUAUUUUAAUCGUUACACUGACUUCUGGUGUGUGGAGGUUAUUUUUUUUUUUUUAUUCCGUCCUCUCUACUCUUUAGCGGCUCCCACCAGCGAUCACGCACAGCUCACUGAAUUCUGCAAGACCAAUGGCAUUAACAUUGUUGUGGUUGGUCCUGAGGCUCCCCUUGCUGCAGGUAUAUUGUAUGUAUACAAUCACUUUCUGAAUAACCCCAGGAUCUGCAUCUGAACUGGUCCAUAUUUACCCAUUAAUGUAACUUUGACAGCGGUACAUGGCUCUAUGUGACUGUUAUGGUUACGUAGGCACAAUAGACACCGGUAUGGGGUUUCAUGAAAGAGUCUAUAGGAAAGCUCUAUUAACUUGUGGAAUAUGAAUAUGCUCUACUGGAACCUUAAAUCAAAAAGGUACAACUAGGGGCCAAAUAACUGCCGAAUAGGCUCCAAGUAGGGGUAACCCACAGCAAUUCAGUUAGAUUACAGAAAAGGCAAAUAGGCUCAAAAAGGCAUGAGUCCAAAAAUGGAGAUCCCUCCAAUAGAGAAUAUAAUGGUAGAACAACUUUAUUAGAACAUGCAAUAAUUAGAGUAAGAGACAAAACAUAUGCACAUUAAAAAGCAAUGAGGUUGUGGUGCAUGAUGGGGGUUAAGCAAUGUGCCUUUAGAUUUAAAGGGACACUCCAGGCACCAGACCACUUCUGCCCGUUGGAGUGAUCUGCGUGCAAACUCCCAUCACACUUAAACCUGCAAGGUAAUUAUUGUAGUUUAUAAAAACUGCAAGAAUUACCUUGCAGGGUUACAACCUCCUCUAGUGGUUGUCUGAUAGACAACUAAUAGAGGGACUUCCGGUUUCUUAAAACACAAAGUGUUUUUAAAUGACACUGGACGUCCUCACACUAUGCAUGAGGACCUCCAGCGUUACCGGAAUCCCCAUAGGAAAGCAUUGAAUAGUCGGUUGCUGAUGGGGAUAACUCACUGGUAAACCUUAAGGGAGGUUGGAGGGUCAUUAAUAAUCACCAUUGGGACCUGGCUUCUAAUAUUUCUGUGGUUAUACAUUGUACACAGGUGGGUUGUUGCCAGAUACUGCUCUUCUGGUUAUCUAUAUAACCAGGAGAUCUAUUAUAAAUUUGUGUGUGUCUCCUUACAAGUUCUUGUAUGUACUAGUAUAUGUAAAAUCUUUGGUUUCUAAAAUAGCAAAUGGUUUUCAGGAGUGGCUCUGGUCCUAGAGUCUCCAGCCAUUUGUGUGGGUUUGUGUUUUUUUUUGUUUUUUUUUAAUUCUGCCCAGUGCCAUUCUUAUUCCAGGUAUUGUUGAUGAUCUGACGGCAGCUGGGGUGAGAUGCUUUGGACCCACUGCCAAGGCUGCCCAACUUGAAUCCAGUAAGAGUUUUUCCAAAGACUUUAUGGACCGACAUGGUAUCCCUACAGCUCGGUGGAAAUCCUUCACUAGUGCGCCAGAGGCCUGCAGCUUUAUCACAAAGUAAUGCACCACAUCAUAUUCUAUCAAUGCAUGGGUCUACUUCCUUGGCUGUAUUGCUCAUGUAUCAUACUGGGAAUUGUAGUUCACUACCAUGGCUUUAAACACAUGUAACCUUCCUGUUGUAUUUUCUUUUAACAUCAAUUUUCCCACUUAAAUUUUAGAACAGGCUUAGAGUUUUCACUCUGACUAGCUGGAAUGGUGAAUUUUUCCAAACUUUUUUUUUUUUUUUUUUUUUGCUCCUACAUUCUGGACUCUUGCCGAAUAUACCGUUUAUGGAAUAACUGUCAAACACCACUUAUAAACUUCCCCAAAAAGCUUACUGGCAACAUUCUAAAUGUUGAGUAAUUCAUUAAAAUUCCGUAGGUUUCAUGGGGACUGCCCCGUGUCCAGCACUUUACACGUUACCUCUCGUGAAUUAGGUUUUUUUUUUUUGUUUUGUUUUUAUAUAUAUAUAUUUUGCUUUAAUGACUCCUACUAUUGUAGAAACAAUGGUUGUGCUCACUGUCUGAAUUUUCUCCAUCUGUGCUGUAUUGUAGUGCGGAUUUUCCAGCGUUGGUUGUAAAGGCGAGUGGCCUGGCGGCUGGUAAAGGAGUGAUUGUAGCCUCUACAAAGGAGGAAGCUUGCAAAGCUGUUAAUGAAAUCUUGACGGUGAGCUGUGGAGGGGAAAGACUGGAUGAUUGUGGCGGCAGUACUCUUUUUGCAUAACAGUUAUUGAAGAGUCAAUAUGUAAUUUACAUCUUGUGAUCAAUUCUCUGACUCGUCUUCACAAUUAGAAACGACUGGAGUGGCCAUGUUUAGUGAGUUAUCUUAUAAUGUAAUAUUGCUGUACUAUGAAGGCAGUUUGUAGUAUCUGUUUUGAGAUCAUCUCUUCUUCCUAAUAGGAUAAAGUGUUUGGAGAAGCUGGAGAUACAGUUGUGGUGGAGGAGCUGCUGGAGGGGGAGGAAGUUUCUGUGAGUGUCUGGUCUCUGCUUAACUUUAUAAGUCACCGUUCCCCCCACCCCCAUUUAUAAUACAUUCUCCUGCUUUUUAAAUAAAAUCCCUAUUUAUUGAUUUUGUUGCAGUGCUUGUGUUUCACUGAUGGGAUCCAUGUUGCCCCGAUGCCGCCGGCACAAGACCAUAAAAGGCUAAUGGAUGGUGACAAAGGACCCAAUACAGGAGGGAUGGGAGCGUACUGUCCGGCGCCCCAGGUCUGUAACUGAACAUUCCGUUGUGACAUUGUAGGAAGUUCUAGAGGGGUGUGUGGGGCUUACUGCUGUGUCUUUCCACUUACUGUGUUCUACUCUGGGACGAAUGUGAGUGACUGUAACUGUGGAAAGUCAUGCAAGCUGUGUGCCCUCCUAGUUUAGAAUGCAAUGUUGUAAUUGUACAAUGCAGGUCUAUAUGCAUAUCGGUUUAACCUGGAUAAUGCCAAAUACCUUAAAGGGAACCUACUUUACUAACAUUCCCCACUUCUCCCUCCCCCCCCCACAAUAUUAACAUAACGUGUGACAUUUAAAGACCGCUCAUCGGCUGCUAGUUGUCACAUUGUCCACAAACCAUUUUGGAAGAUGUGUGAAGCAGUGUUUUUCUGAGAUCUUUUCAUGCUCUUAGGUGUAAUGCAUUGUGGCCAGUACUUAUCAUUCUAAUCGUUGAAUCUGAUCUGGUUAACUAGUACAAUACAUGAUCCCAAUCAAAAAGUGAAAGCAAUAAUAAUCACACAUGACUGACAAUGAAAAUGUCUCUCUCUCCUCCUCCCUCAAUUCUAAUACUGACCUGUAUUCACAGACUGUGCUGAUGGCAAACUGAGCAUUAAUGUACAGGGCUACUGAAUUUGCUGGUGCUAUAUAAUAAUGUAAAAGGCAAUUGCAGCCCCUCAUUCUGGCUGCUGAACAUGACUUGUUCCAUUAACAAAGCUUUGCAGGAUCUGGUAGACUGCAGGCACAGCUAAAACUUCCUGUGUCCCCGCCACAUUAAGUGCACUUAUUGAAGUGGGUGGGAACAUGUUCUUUCAGUUAUAGUAAUGUGGGCAGAGAUAAAGCAGUUUAAAGGGAUACUUCAAGCACCAAAACCACUUUAGCUUAAAAGACCACUCCAAACACCUAAAGGACUCUAGCUUGACUUGAAGAUUUUUGUCUCAAGUUUUGGUGCUUCCUUUCCAUUGAGGUUAAACUGUUUAUGAACAGCUGACCGAAGUCAAUCAGUAGCUCCCUGUUCCCAAAAGUUGUGUAAGCCAAUCAGCUGUAGUCCUGCCUGACAGCAGUUUGUGGCUUCAUUAAGCUGACUUCCAUUUGGACUGUAAUGGAGGUGGAGAGACCAUUUGUGAGUGGUUUAACGCUUAAUGAUAAGGAAGCACCAGGAACCUCCUGGCACCAUGACUUGAUUUUCAUUGACGUUGUGGUGGUUCCCAAACUGUUCCGCUAAGGGGUAUUGCGAGCUGUGUACAGAGAGGCUAUAUUGACUCUACUUGAUAUGAAGCUACCUGACCUCUCUCUCCUAGUAACAACUGUCGUUUAAAAAGUGUAAGUGAAAUAAAAACCCCACACCAAUUUUUUUUUUUUUUUUCUUCCCAGGUUUCUAAAGAUUUAUUGGCGAAUAUCCUGGAGAAUGUUUUGUAUAAAACGGUUAACGGAAUAAGAGCAGACGGUUUCAAAUACACUGGUGAGUCUAGCUCUGACUGUAAGCAGUUUAUAGACUCGUUUUUGCAUUCCCGAGAAGCAACGUUUUGCGAUAUCCCAGCCAUAUAUUGAUGGUCUGAUAACGCUGACUCUCUACAUAUUCACCCCACAGGUGUGCUGUACGCGGGGCUUAUGCUCACAAAGGAUGGACCAAAAGUGCUUGAAUUCAACUGUAGAUUCGGGGACCCAGAGUGUCAGGUAUAACCUCUCAAUCCUUUUAUUGUCCCCUUCACCCUGGCUCAAUACAGCCUAGUUAGUGACCAUCGACCUAGCUCUGUUAAACCAUUUUAAUGGUUUGUUUUAGUUUUGAGGCUCUAUAUUGUGAUUACACCAUGCUCUGACUUUAUUCUUUAAUGUGUCUAUGCAGGUCCGAUUCUUUAAAGGGUCAUAUGUCUUGUUUUCACCUAUCGAUCUCUGUUCCUCUUCAAAUUCUUCUGGCACAAAUCUCUGCAUCUAGUUUCCUAUUGCUCUUUCUAAGCCGGAUAUCUGCUAUGUUAAUCUGUGUCAAGUGACUGUCCUGUGUCUGUUCCUUUUCCUCGUCUUUAAUAAAAUGAGCCUUUGUGCGUCCCUACAUCAUGUUAACCUUGUUAAACAUGGAAAUUAGGAUUGCCUAAUUGAUGAUGCAUGCACCUCUUGUGAAGCAUUUCCUAAUCUGAUUUAAGGAAAGGAGGAGGGGAAAAGGUUCAUAGAGAACCUUGUGAAAUUACUGGGAACCUCAAAGUGCAAUCAAAUGUCAAGGGAAUGGUCUUUAGCAGGUUAUUCACUAAAAUUAGAAAUUAAGGUAAAUUUCACAUCUAACUUCAAAAGCGCUGAGCUGGAAAAGUUCUCUCUGUAAAGCUAUGCUUUCCAUUCAGCUUCUCUGGCCUUAAUGUUUGAAAUGCACCCUGAAUUCUAACUUUAGCUAAGCUGCCUUGGGAAUGGUCCCGAUACAACUCAAAAGCAUGUGAGUGCUGUCACACGCCAGGGCAUCAUACUUUUGUGUGUUUUUUUUUUUUUUUUUUUCUCCUCGGUUUACAAAUUGUAAAACUUCUACACAUUGCUUAAUCAUGUGGUUUUAUUACUUUAUGACUUAUCACUGUAAACUUGAGGCCUGCAUGUUUUCUCUUCGUAUUCCAUUCUAUCUUUGGAAAAAAGUGAAAAAUCAAUAAAAUAGAAUUCUCACUUGAGAGAAUUACCCUGUUGGAGUUGCUAUGCAUAGUGCAUAAUAUUACUAAUCUGUUUAUUGCACAAACGUUUCCAAUUAAUACACAAGUCCAUUGAAAUUGCCUGAUGGCUAAUAAAAUAGUCUAGUAAUAGCUGUUUUUCAAGGGGUGGGCUGUAUUGGGCAGCAAGUGAACAGUCCUUGAAUGUCAUGUAUUGUAAGCCAGAAAAAUGGGCAAGCAAAACUAUCUAGAUGACUUUGACAAGGGCCAAAUAGUGAUGGCUAGUCUAAUUUGUCGGAGCAUCUCCAAAACGGCAAGUUUUGGAUGGUGUUCAAGGAAUGCAUUUUUUGCCUAACUAAUUGGUGCAAGGAAGGACAACUGGUGAAUGGUGUCGGGGUCACGGCUACCCAAUGUUCAUUGAUGCAUGUGAGGAGCAAAAGCGAACUCGUCUGGUCCAAACACACAGAGCUACUGUAGAUCAAAUUACUGACUCUUUUCCAACGCCUACGAUGGAAAUGUGUCAGAGCACACCGUGCAUAAUUUUGCUACAUAACCACAAACCAGUCAGUGUGCCAUUGACCCCUGUCCACCACCGAAAGCAAGAAUUUCUCAGGGAUAGUUUGAGGAAUAUGACCUAGUUCAGGGUGUUGACUUUGCCUUCAUAUCCCACAGGUAUCGAGCACCUGUGGGAUGUGCUGGAAAAACACCUCUGAUCCAUGGAGGCCCCACCUCAACUUGCAGGACUUAAAGGAUCUGCUGCUAAUGUCUUGGGGGCAGAUACCACAAGACACGUUCAAAGCUCUUGUGGAGUCCAUGCUUCAAUGCAUCAGAGCUGUCUUGGCAGAACAAGGGGGACAUAAAUGAUAUUCGACAGAUGGUUUUAAUGGUGUGACUGACUGUGAAUAUUUUUAUUCCAACUAGUCUUCAAUUUAUAUGCAGUAUAAUGCAUUCUGUGUAACAGUUCUGAUAUGCCUUUUUCAUUAACGAGUUAUUUUGUUUUAAAGGUAAUUCUUCCCCUACUUAAGAGUGAUCUAUAUGACUUGAUCCAGGCAAUCCUUGAUGGUGAACUGGUUAACACAAUGCCGGUUUGGCUAGAAGACCAUGCUGCUGUUACUGUAGUUAUGGCCAGUGGUGGCUACCCUGGCAACUAUGCCAAAGGCUUGGAGAUAACUGGUAUGUUAAGACUCUUGACCUCUUAUUAGGGAAGCUUAUGGUCUUGGUUUUGUAAUAUUUUUGUAUACUUUAAUGUUUUGAAGAGGAGGGAAAGACUUAGCUGCUUGUCCAGAAUAUAUUGACAUUACUUGUGACAAACUCUGAUCUUGUAAUCCUGUAUCUGCUGCACAUAUUCUUAACGUUCUGUAUUGUCUUGCAGACUUGUAAGGGGCUGUCUCUCAUUGACCACUAGAAACAAAGCAUGAAAACAGUUUUUAUUUAAGUUGUCAUUCUCACCAGGCUGAAUGUAUAACCUGUUUCCUCCAGGAUUUGAGAAGACAAAACACCUUUGUUUGGAAGUGUUUCAUGCAGGCACUGCUUUGAAGGAUGGGAAGGUGGUGACCAAUGGAGGCAGAGUUCUUACUGUAACUUCUAUAAAGAGAGGUCUUCUCGCUGCACUAUUGGAGGCCAACCAAGGUGUGUCUGCCUUGCAUUUCGAAGGCGCUGUGUAUCGUAAAGACAUUGGUUUCCGUGCAAUAUCCUAUCUCCAGAAAACCAGGUGUGUAUGAGAAGGCGGUCUUAUUGGGAUCCUUAUUAUUUGAGACAACUUUAUUUUAUUUAUUUUCCUUUGAAUUUUAAGCCUCUCUGUUCUAACUUCCUGGUGUUUCUGAUUUGGAUAAUACAUUCUCAUAUUGAACCACUAUCACUUGUUACUGCGCAACAUACUUUUUCCUUUCAUUUCUGUAUCCCACUCAAAUAAGUCCCUUUAUCCCAUCAGAACAAAUUGCUGUAAAAUGUGUGGUCAACUUUGUUUCCUUCCAAGAAAAGUUGCACAUGCCAACAUGGUUUUUGAUGGACUGCUUUGAAUUUGGUCUCAGUUGAAGUGUGUCUCUUCCUCCCUCCCCUUCCUCAAAUCUCCAACUUGUGUAUUUUUAAAGGCCUUGUAAUCUUUAUCUUGGAGUGUGAUGCUGUGUUCAAUUGACAUGUGAUCAAACUGUACAUUUGGCUAACGAGCAGAACUUUGUAUGAAGCCCUAGUUUGGGGGUUUUUUUUUUUUUAAAUAAAUGAGAGCUCUUCCCUACCUAUAUGACUGGAUCUUUCAGCCAUUUACAUACACCUUGGGUUAGACUGUGGCAGAGAAGACCAGACUAUUCAAACACUGUCUGACCCAAGGUGCUGAAUGACACUGGGUCUGACUUGAUCUGUUCCAAGGUAAGAAAGUAUGACAUGAAAUUAUCAGGAUUUAUUUUUUGGGAAAAGUUGUGACUUUACUUUCUGCCACACUGCAGGUCUCUAACAUACAAAGACAGCGGCGUUGACAUUGCGGCUGGGAACACCCUUGUGCAGAGAAUUAAACCACUUGCUACUGCCACAGCCAGAACUGGUAGUUAUUCUCUUGAGUUUGUUACAUACAUUGCAGAGUCCAACUCUCCUAGAUUAGAUUCUAAUUUGUAUCCCUGUUAGAACGUAAAUGAUUUUUUUACUGUUCGCAGUAUCUAUAUUUAUUUUUCUUAAAAGCAAACUUUCUCCUUCAGCAAUAACUAUGUGAAUUUUGCGCCUCCCAAUAUGUGGGCUGUAGUGGUUAUGGUGCUGAGAUUAUUAUUGCCACUUACAUAGUGCCAACAGAUUCUGUAGUGCUUUACAAUAUUAUGGGGGGUGGGGGGGGAUUUAACUAUAAAUGGGACAAUUACAAGAAAACGUACAAGAACAAUAGGUUGUAGAGGUUAGUUUGGGAGGCCAUAAGCUUUCCUAAAGAGAUGGGUUUUAAGGCACUUCGUAAACCGUUGAAGACUAGUGGAAAGUCUGAUGGCGGUAGGCAGGCUAUUCCAUAGGAAGGGAGCCGUGCAAGUUGGCCGUACGGGUGCAAGCAGCGGACAGAAGGGGCACACCUAUGGAUCUGUGAGGAGAUAUGAGGAGCCAAGACUAUUCAGUCACUUUGCAUUGACUCCUAUAGGAUACAGGAAGCCUAUAUAAGGACUGACAGAGGGGUGAGGUGUGAGAGGACUUGGUAGAGGAAAAUCAGUCUGGCGGCAGCGAUGGGUUUUUAAGGUGGAAUUGGCAUGAUUUGACAACAUACUGGAUGUGAGGCCAGAAUUAAAAGUAACACCAAGACAAUGUGCUUGUAAGGAUGGGUUGAUAUGGGUACAACCAAUCUGAAGGGAAAGCGAGAGGAGGAAAGACCAGUUCUGUUUUGGAAAGAUUCAGUUUUAGAAAGUGAGGACAUCCAGUCAGAUAGAAGAAAGGCAAGAGGUGACGUGUUGCAGAACAUCGGAGGAGAGAUAUAUCUGGGUGUCAUCAGUGUACAGGUGGGAGUGGAAUCCAAAUGAGGUAAUAAGUUUGCCAAGAGAGGCAAUAUAAAGAGAAAAUAGAAGGGUACUAAGGACAGAGCCUUGAGGGACUCCAACCGAGACAGGACGAAUGGGAGUCUCAUUAGAAAAGCAGACACUGAGUGUUGGAGAUAGCACCUUGAGAGGACAGUUAGAGACCAAGUGAUUGGAGAAGGUGAACGUGAUAAACUGUGUUAAAGGCAGCAGAGAGGUCAAGAAGAAUUAGUAUGGAGUAGUGACCUUUGGAUUUAGUUGUGAUCAUGUCGUUAGUGACUUUGAUAAGGGUAGUCUCAGAGUGGAGGGGGCGGAAGCCUGACUGAAGAGGGUCAAGGAGAGUUGGAGUUGAGGAAGCGGGCCAGACUGGUGAAGACUAGUCUUUCAAGAAGCUUUGAGGAAAAAGGGAGCAGGAAUAUAGGACGAGAGAUCUGAUAAGGAGAGACUGGACAUGGUUAAGUGGUGGGGCGAGAGGAAAGGCUAAGCACAGCCACCUCUUGUUCAGUAGCCUGGGAGAAGGUUGGAGAGGCAUGAUCUAGGUGAGGGUGAGAAAGUGGAAAAAAUGGCAAGGUGGUGAGAAUUCUUUCCUUAGCUGUUCAAUCUUGUCAGUAAAGUAGCAUGCAAAACUAUUGGCUGUAAGGUUAGUUUGGAGGGGGGGUGGCUGCAGCAGGGCAAAAUAAGAGUUAAAGGUAUCAAAGAGGCGCCUGGGAUUGCAUGAGCAAAUAAGAGAAGAAAAGUAUGACUGUUUGGCAAGUGCUGUGCUGUAUGAACGCAAUAUGAAUUUGUAGUGUAGAAAGUCUGACUCGGUGUGAGACUUUCUCCAGCAGCAUUCAGCAGAACGGGAACAUCUCUGCAGGUAGCAUGUUGAUUUAGUGUGCCAUGGUUGGGGGUGUAUUUGCAUUUGGAGAAGGGCUGAGGUGAGGGUAGAGUUAUAGGAGGAGAUGGCCAGUGAGGGGCAUGAGUAAGCAGGAAUGGAUUGUCCCAAUAAUUGCUAGUAUAGUACUUUUGAAAACCGCACGAAUAAACCUGGUAAUCCGAGACUUUUUUUAAAUCGUGUGUGACUUGUUCAAUUCUUACAGGCUGUAAUCCAGAGCUUGGCGGUUUCGCUGGCCUUUUUGACCUGAAAGCUGCUGGCUUUAUAGAUCCCCUCCUUGUAUCUGGGACAGACGGUGUUGGAACCAAACUGAAGGUAUCGGAGGUUUUGAAAAGUAGACUCUGCAUGGUUUAGAAAAACUUUGUAGAAGUAACAAUACUUCAAAUAUCCACGUUAUCAAAAUUUAGUGGCUGGCACAAACAUAACUGUAAUGCAUGUGAUUAGCCUUAGACUCAUCAACAUGAUUUUAUUCCUUUCCCCCCUCUCUGGCCAAAGUUAGCAUUCAGUUUAGUUUGAAUUUUUCUCAAACAAAUAUGAACGCUAAUUUUGGCCAGUAUUUCUAAGUGGCUGCUAAAGACUGGACAUACCCCGUUUGCAAUACCUUGGGUUGUCUAAUUUUGCAAAUGGUAUGCCAUCAUAGGGGUAAUUCUCAUUUUAUUGCAGUAUUAUGACAUUCACAGUUAAAAUGUCAUGCAGAACUAAACCAUUUCCUAAUUUCUCACUUUAUUUUAUUCAUACUAAAUUUGUUUCAUGGCUUAAUAUUUGAUGUUAAAUGAAAGCCCUAUUUCUCCUGGGUAAAAUGAAAUAUAUAUAUUUUCCCAUAAUGUGAAAGAGGUGAAUUACGCCUGAACAGACAUAAAGUCAAAUUCCAAGUUUUGUUUACGUUUUUAUUUUGAUCAAAACGUGUACAUUUGGCUCAGUCCUUAAGGGGUUAAAAAGAACAAGCAAACAGCAGGGCAUGCAAGUAUACAGCAGCAUGAAUGUAUAUAAAUUGAUCCAAUAAAGGUGAAUCGAGAAUAUUGACAAAACUGACAUUAAGAUGUGUUUUAUAUAAUGUUUUGGUAGUGUGAGACAGCCAGUCUACGUUAAGUCCUUCAUUUCUGGUGUUGAAACGUGUGAUAUCGUUCAUAAGUCUGAAAUUCCCUUUAAGAACUUUAAUUCUGAGGGUUUGGGUGAAGUGAUGCUCAACAGGGGUUCUUAAUUGUGUGUCUGUGUAGAUUCAUUCUGAGAUGCAGCUUAAGGCCAGUUUCUCCAAUGUAGCAACCUUUGUCUCACACACACUAUCAUGUGCACAAAUAUGAUCCCUUAAUGUUUGCUUUAUUGUGUCUGGCUGUGUAGUAAUUAUAGGAUACUCCUCACCCAUAAAGUGCUUCUGUAAGUGCUGUAUGGGUGUGAAGUGGUCACUUAUAAACUGCACUAACCUUGCCUAACCCUAAAAAAACACGAAUAUUAGCAGGUGGGUUUCCUAGUCAUGCCAGUGGUAUGUUGCUGCCAUCUACUGGUUGUUUUCAGUAUUACAGAAACCUUUAGUUUUUAAUAAUGAACCAAGCAUGCUUUACCAGACUAUUACACUGACUGGUGCUGGGCUUUGGCAGCUGCCCUGAACCAAUCACAAUCUGCUUAGACAUGCAGGGAAGCCUUGUCUGAAUCUGUUCACACCCUGGCAGUCUCCUGAAAUGAUCCUAUACGGUUAAGAAUACAGAAAUCUGCUUUGGUAAAGGUUAAAUACCCUUUUAUUUACUUGCAAAUUACCAGUGCCUGAAGGCAGGGACAUUGCUCUGCCUCCUUUGUCAUUCAAUGGGGGAGGGGUGGGGGGGGUAGGAAUCUAAUACACAGGCUUGGCGAGCACGUUCUUUCCUACCAUAGUAAAGCAUUGAACGAGUGCUUUCCUAUGGAGACUUUUGACACUGGAUGUCUUCUUGCAGAGCAUUAGUGUGCUUGUACAGUCCUCCAGAACAUGCCCACAUACACGUCCUAUCUGUACUUUAAAUGUCAUGCAGGCACAUAACACAAACACUCUUUAUUUCUAGGUUGCCCAAUCAUGUAAUAAACAUGAUACCAUCGGCCAGGACUUAGUAGCAAUGUGCGUCAAUGACAUCUUGGCACAGGGUGCAGAGCCACUGUUUUUCCUGGAUUAUUUUGCGUGUGGGAAACUUGACGUGGGAGUGGCAGAAUCUGUGGUGUCUGGAAUUGCCAAAGCCUGUAAAAUGGCUGGCUGUGCUCUUCUGGGUAAUAUGUGCUUUUUAUAUAGGUAUCGUUAUAACCAUUGGUGUAGAAUGUUUAGUUUCAUUCCCAACACUAUACUUUUCUCCCCUCCCCAUCCACGUCCCAAUCGCUUGGUUAAGCUGUGUGGUUGUCUUGGUGUGUGGGUUUUAUUUAUUUUUAUGAUUUACUAAUGUAUUUUUGAUGCCUGGUUAAUACAUUCUAACAGGAGGUGAGACUGCCGAGAUGCCUGGCAUGUAUGCCAAAGACGAGUAUGAUCUGGCAGGCUUUGCUGUGGGUGCCGUGGAGAGGGUGUUUGUGCUGCCACGGAUGGAAAGGAUACGAGAGAGAGACGUGGUUAUUGGAAUCGCUUCUUCAGGACUUCACAGUAAUGGUUUCAGUCUUGUGAGGAAGAUUCUCGACAAGUUAUCCCUAAAUUUCUCUUCUCCAGCUCCUCCAUGCUGUGGGAAGCAGACCUUUGGUGAGCGUACAAGUGCAUAACUUGAGUUUGUUUGCUGCUCUCUUUAGUGUUUAGCUUUGUACUGUGAGAUCUACAAGAGGCAGAGUAUCAAAUCAGAAAGAAAGGCUUAAAUAACCAGUUUGGGGCUCAAACUGUAGCUCUUAGUGAAUGACUUAAACCACUGAGGGUUUUUAAAACCACGUUAAAUGAAAAGCAUGUAAAACUGUGUCAAACUGAAAGGAUAACCCAUUUUGUUUUGACAGGAGAGCUUUUGUUGACACCGACCAAAAUCUAUGCCCAGAGCCUGCUUCCUAUCCUCCGAUCGGGGGAAAUUAAGGCCUACGCUCACAUCACCGGAGGUGGACUGGUGGAGAACAUCCCAAGGGUUCUACCUCCAUCCUUGGGAGUCAUUUUGAGUAAGAAACAUUUCUGUGUUAACUCUAAAUUAUGGGGACUAUGGCUCUUGGCACAAAACAGAUUGUAAAAUGAAACUGUUUUGUGGGAUAAUACAAUGAGUACUAAUCGCACAGGUACCCAACCUUAGGGUUCCUUUUUGGAAGCCAUAAUGCUUAGGGAUGCUUUAUAAUUUAAUUUAUUUUUUGUGUGAAUUGUUUCUUCCAGAUGCUCUGUGCUGGAAAAUACCGCCCAUAUUCUCCUGGCUUCAGAAACAUGGAAAUCUUACAAUGGAGGAGAUGGUCCGUACUUUUAACUGUGGGAUUGGCGCCAUAUUGAUCUUGGAAAACGACAUCUGUGACAUGGUACUUGACGAGGUGUAUAAAAGCGAGGAAGCCUGGCUUAUUGGAACAGUGACCACGCGUGACAAAGGUCUGAUGGCACAAAUUGUAUCUUUGAUCUGUGUUGUGAAUGGUUAAUAUAAUGGAAGCUACACUUUUAUUUUUUUUUUUAAACCUUCUUUACGUGUGAACUGUCCUGUGUUUCAAUCUGGAGCCAUACUGUGUCACUCAGGACAGACCCUUGAGUCUGAGAUGCCAAAAAAUAUUUGUGGGUUAUUGGUGUGGGCUAUGCAGUAAUGAGGGGUUAUUCACUAAAACUAGCUACUGUGGAGCAUACACUGCUCACUUAGAUUUAGACUGAUGGAUGAACUAGGGAAGAUGUUGAGAGCGGGAAUAAAAAUUCAGUUUUGACUAUUGCAUUGCCUGUAAAUAUGCUGUGAGUAUGUCUCUGACCUCAAGGAGGUGGGUAAAGCUUCAGGAAAUUGAAUAACUCGGAUUUCGUGUCCCACCCCAGUCUCUAGCCCUGUUGAAGUAAAGAAUUUUAUGGAAGCUCUACACAGGACAGAUCCUGAGCCACAGCCCCUCCUCAUGGAGUUGAAAUACAUAAUUGAGGACACCCUGACGCGUGGAAGAGUACCCGUGGCUGUACUAAUCUCCGGCUCAGGUAAGCAAAAUCCUAUAUGUGAAAACAAGCGGUUUGCAAAGAAUUUAUGGUUUAUAUAGAAGGAUAUUUAAAUAAACAAAAAGCUAAAGGAAAGCUUAAAUCUACUUCCAAGUGAUGUAGCAGUCACUGGAAUCCAUUUAAAGCUACGUAAAAACCCACAUGUUUUAAAACUCUGCCGAUGGAAACCUGAAAAGUAAACGGUCUGUGCUUAUUUACAUAAGUUCAUCUUUAAAACUGUAUGGUGCUUGGCAAAAUAUUUAAAAUUUGAUGCAUGAAUAAAAAUAAAACCAUUUAUUAUGAACGACGUAAAAAUGCUGCAAACAGAAAAUAUGAAAACUGGAAAAAACACUCAAGCUUGCUGAUAACAUAAAAACGAAUAUCAAGGAAACCACAAAAUGGGACCAUGGUAGCAUAACACUAUGUCACACCUAAAAUGAGACUCCAAAGUAAAGCAAAAUAAAAAUUAUCAAUUAAUUAAAAGCCCGUAAUGGCAAAACCUGGUCCAGUCAAAGUUCCUGAGGUACUUGUCCUGAUAGGAAAACUUAGAAUGUGACGGCAGAUAAGAACUAGUCUGCCCAAUAGUGUGAAAUACUUUCAUUAGUCCCUAGCCUUAUCUUAUAGUUAGGAUAGCCUUAUGCCUAUCCCACGCAUGCUUAAACUCCUUUACUGUGUUAACCUCUACCACUUCAGCUUGAAGGCUAUUCCAUGCAUCCACUACCCUCUCAGUAAAGUAAUACUUCCUGAUAUUAUUUUUAAACCUUUUGUCUCUCUAAUUUAAGACUAUGUCCUCUUGUUGUAGUUUUUCUUCUUUUAAAUAUAGUCUCCUCCUUUACUGUGUUGAUACCCUUUAUGUAUUUAAAUGUUUCUAUCAUAUCCCCCCGUCUCGUCUUUCCUCCAUACUAUACAUGUUAAGAUCCUUUAACCUUUCCUGGAAAUUUUUUUUUUUUUUAUUUUUUUUAAAUUUAUUUAUUUUAACCUGCAAUCCAUGAACUAGUUUAGUAGCCGCUCUCUAAGUAUUACCAUGCUGAAGGUAAGACAUUGGCCAAAGCAAGUAGUUCACACACAAACCUUUAAUUCCUAAAGUUCAAGUGUAGCUCUAGAAUGAAGUCCAUAGCUGCUGCUUUAAUUUUGGUAGAGAAUAAAUCCUCACAUUUUGGUAAUCUGGUGCUAAAACAGCAUGCCUUAAAAAAUAAAAAUAAAAAAAUUUAUACGAAAAAUUGGAAGUGAUGUGAAAUCAGUAUAUUUGCUUUAGUGGGCAUGUUUCUAACACCUCUGCAUUAUCACAUACUUAUAGGAACACAAUACUGUCAACUCUCCUUAUUUGCAGCACCAUGCAGGUCCACCAGUGCUGGCUCUUCUCUGACCUGCCUCCUUGGCUGACAUCAAAAUUGAUGAUCUCAGUCAAUCAUGCUGUCCCAUAGGGAAGGCAUUGGAUUGGCUGAGAUCAAUACUUAUAUCUGCCAAGGAGAGGGUGGAGACAAAUGCCACCCUGGCCAAUCGGCAUCUCUUCAUAGAUGCAUUGAAUCCAUGCAUUCUGAGGAAAGUUUGGUAUCUCCAUGCCUAGCGUGGAGAUGCUGCACACAGUGCAGCACUGCCCCUGGAAGCACCUCUAGUAGGUGUAAUUUUGCUUUAAUGUAAACACUGCCUUUACCAAAAAAAACACCUGCAGGGCCUGGCUAUUCACCAGAACAAAAAGGGUCUAUGUCCAGGUGAGAUCCACCUCCAUUCUUAUUUAUUCCUUCAUGGAUUUAUAAAAUGCAUAAUUUAACCCUGCAUUAUUGGUGUAUAAAAAAAUUUUUUUUCAGGAACAAAUCUUGAGGCUUUAAUAAGGACCUCAGUGGGCCCCAGUAGUUCUGCAUUCAUUGCGUUAGUGAUCUCUAACAAAGCUGGUGUGGAGGGACUGAACAGGGCACAAAAUGCAAGAAUUCCUACAUUGGUAAGUGACUAGGUGGCUUAGGCUUGUAUCAUAUCCAUCUGUACAGUUACAAUGUGUAUUGUUAACUCAUGCCUUGCCAUGUUUUAGGUUAUUGAUCACAAGCAGUAUAGCAGCCGUGAGGACUUUGACUCCGCCAUUGAUAAAGCCCUCCGUGGGAACCGAAUUGAGCUGAUCUGCCUUGCUGGUUUCAUGAGGAUUUUAUCUGGAAUGUUUGUCAACAAGUGGCGUGGUAAAUCUUGUAUAGACUCAUGCUCACACGUUCUCUGCUAAUGUAAAAAUGUGAUUGUAAAGCUCUCCUUUCCUUACAGGGAAAAUCCUGAAUGUCCAUCCGUCCUUGUUACCAUCUUUUAGGGGGGCGAACGCACACAAGGAGGUGCUGGCAGCCGGUGUGAGGGUUACUGGUUGUACCGUGCACUUUGUAGUGGUGAGUACAUGUGUUUCUGGGUCACCUCUUCAUUUGUAGUCCAUAAAUAGAAUUUAUCUUAAAUGACUGCGUGUCAAAAACGGGUCUGUCUGCUGGCUAAUACUUUGUUGGAAACUAGGAAGUGUUUACUUCAGUCUUUAAUAUUGGGUUUUAAACUCUCCUGGCACUAGUUGUGGUGUGCUGUGAGUGAACAGCUUUUCAAAUUCAAAAACACAAACCCCUCCAAACAUACAGAUUGUUCAACAUGAUUGCGAGAGAUGUGAGACUUCGUUACUGGUUUGUGAAACUUUAUUUUAAUUCCCCAUUGCAUGUUUAAGUAGUUUCUAUAAUGCAUAAACUGGGUCAUUACAUAAAGACACAACGUGUCCCCCUCCAGGGGAAAGAAAAGUGCUGGGUCCCCUCCUAACCUUUGGCGAGGUGCAGUACAGCCCAUUGGAAGAUUCUGCUACUUUGUUUUUUUUUGUGUACUUGUGCAGGAAGAGGUAGAUGCUGGAGCGAUUAUAUGCCAGGAAGCUGUUCCUGUGGAGUUGGAUGAUUCUGUGGAGACACUGUCUGAAAGGGUUAAAAAGGCAGAACACCGAGCGUACCCCCGGGCUCUGCAGAUGGUGACCAGUGGGGAGGCAUCACUCGGAGAAGAUGGAAAAAUAAAGUGGAAUAUAAAAAAGAACAGUAAGUUGAUUGAAUAUUAAAGUAGUUUUGGUUGAACACUAAAGUCACUUUUGUUUUCGUUUUGUGUCAACAACAAAGGGUUUAAUGUGUACCCACUCUGUCCUUAACACUUAUGCAAGCUCUGUGUGCUCUUCCUCACUGCACACUGACUUCUAUAGCCAUCAUAGCUUCUCUAUACACAAUCUGAAGUAUUAUAAAACACAUUAGACCCUGCCACCCACAAUUAGGUUAUUGCUAAUUAAUACCAACUUCCUAAAAUGGCAGUGUGUGUGACAAUCUACAAGCCCAUUGUAGGGCAGGGAGUGUAGGGGGACCUCUCAUUAUAUGGGUUUCCAUAAAGUUACCAACUUUACUCCAUUUCUAAAAUUUGGCUGUUUAGUGACGAUGGGCAAACUGCUUUAAAGUAAAUUUAGGGUGUUGUACAUUUUGGGUCAGUGACUAUUAAGUUUGUUAUAAAUUUAUUGAGGUUUUAUUUUUAUUGCAGAAUGCUGAUUUGCUGUUUCAACCUGUUGCUUUGACCUUCUUUGACUGACUUGAAGAUUACGGCACUUUCAAUGACAUCACCUCAAAGACUUCAUGAUUGAGAGAGAAAUCAAGAUUGCUUUUUAUAAAUUGACAUCUGUUUAUUACAGUACAAAACAAGAUAUUCACAACUUGCUCAAUGCCUUCUUAGUUCCAACACUGAUUUAAGGCUUCCUAUUCUCAUUCUGUUGUAUUUUAUUACAUUCCUGAUAAAGGGUCUAAUUUGAAAUAAUUCCAUAUUGCCACUCUCUAGGUUACCAUUGUUUAGUUAAUAUCCAGAGGAAGAAACCAAUCUGAAAAUCGCUGGAAACUGAUAUCACACAUCCAGUCUAACAGAGAAAUAGUUACUGUGGGUUAACAUUUAGCCCCCUUUAGUAUCUAAAGUGAUGUUGGCUUUCAUAAAGCUUAGUUUGUUUCCCUGUUCAAUCGUUCCAGAUGCCUUUGACCUGAUGUCUUGUUCCAUCUAAGUAUCCAGUGACCAUGGCUUGUGUCGAGUAAUAAACUUAUCCCUGCCUCUGUUACUGCUGUUUUGGUCUUCUUUAUACUUUUUUUUUUUUUUUAGUAUGUGAAUAUAACUGUACAAUCACUGUAGUUUGAGGUACAAAAGUGAGACACACCUGAAAUACAUUUUAAGGUCAGAUAUGUUGUAAUUAAUAAUAUGGGAGCAGUGGGGUUUUUAAAGUUAAAAUUUUUAUAUAUACAUACACAUCCGGCAGUUAAGAGUAACAUGCUUUUAAAAGCUAGUUUAUGUAAAAACAAAGAACUGAAAAUAGUAUAAACCCCAAUAAUACUCCAUUCUAAAGAAAUUUCACUGCAUUGGCCCAAUUGUCUGGCUUCGUCAAACCCUACAUUUAGUGCAAAAUGAGAUUGGAACAGGGAAUGGCUCAAAUCAGUCCUCUUGGACCUGUCUGUAUGACUCUAGGUAGGUGUGGAC